Molecule: messenger RNA, 2282 nt
Organism: Biomphalaria glabrata
Lineage: Eukaryota; Metazoa; Mollusca; Gastropoda; Planorbidae
Product: 3-keto-steroid reductase/17-beta-hydroxysteroid dehydrogenase 7-like
Exons: 11
Coding region: 87-1241 (384 amino acids)
Biological process (GO): cholesterol biosynthetic process
Cellular component (GO): endoplasmic reticulum membrane
Molecular function (GO): 3-beta-hydroxysteroid 3-dehydrogenase (NADP+) activity
Source: RefSeq, a predicted model, not a curated record
GGAGGGUGGGAAAUGGUGCAAUGGAUGGUGUUCUUGCGCUGGAGUAAAAAGAAAAUGACUUUUUAGUGAAAAUUAAAUAUUAAAACAUGUUUUUAGAUAUAUUUUCUUUGAUCUGUUCGAACCUUCCAUCAACCCAUUCGAGCUUACUAACUGGGGAAAAAUCAGAUCGUGAUUUAAAAUCUAGUUCUGUUAAUGAGAUGGAAUCAAUUCAAUCAUCAAUUUUACAAAAAUCUAAAGUAGCUGUGAUAACAGGAGCAAAUGCAGGUCUUGGCUUCACCUUGGCAGACCGUCUUCUAUCCUUCUAUCCAGAUAUUCAAAUUUGCUUAGCCUGUAGGAAUAAAGAGAGAGGGCUAACAGCAGCUGCGGCUUUGACUGAAAAACAUCCAAAAGCCAAUGUUCAUGUAGAGAUUCUAGACACAUCAAGUGUAGCUUCAGUUUUAAGUGGCACUGAAGCCAUUAGAAAAAGGUAUGAUCACAUUGAUUAUCUCUAUUUAAAUGCUGGCAUUAUGAAAGUGACUGGUGUUGACUGGAAUUAUUUCUGGAAAGGAUUGUUAUCAAGUCGAGUAUUUUAUAUGUUUGCUACUGGUGAGGGGCUUUUGUGUCAAGAGGAUGGUGUGACAGAGGAUGGGCUCCAGUGUGUCUUUCAGACUAAUGUAUUUGGUCAUUAUGUCAUGGUAAAAGAACUAGAAGACAGACUUGGUAAUGUUUCAAGUACUGAGCAAAAACCUUCACAGAUUAUUUGGACAUCUUCAUCAGCUUCUCAAGCAAAGAACUUCAAGAUAGAAGAUUUUCAACAUAAAAAUGGGAAAGAUCCUUACAGUUCUUCCAAAUUUGCAAUUGAUAUUCUUAGUGUAGCUUUAAAUGAAAAAAUGAAUAAACAGAAUGUAUUUUCACAUUCUGUUUGUCCAGGAUUAGUUAUGACCAACAUGACCUAUGGUAUACUACCUCAGUGGUUUUGGACAUUGAUGAUACCUCUUUUGUGGUUGCUACAUUUUUUUGUUCCAAGUAUGACAAAUAAUACUGAAAAUGGUACAGAGGCUUUGAUCUGGUUAUCUGCUCAAGAUCCAAUGACACUGGAUCCUCAAACCAAAUAUAUGAGCCAUGUUAAUGUAUUUAAUAAAUCUUAUGUGGCCAAAUCAAAAAUGAAUAUAAAUCCUGAGUUGGCAGAAAAGUUUAUACAAGAAUUAGAUCAAUUGAAUAACAGCUUUCAAUUGAAAUUGAAAAGUAAAGUAAAGAAUUAGAGAAAAUGUUUUUAUAGGAGCUAUACAUUGUAAAGUAUAAUUUUAAGUGACUUACAUAAAAGAUAGAUAUGUAAUAAGUGCUAAAUACAUUUGACAUGUUAGGUUUAUUUUACUUUGGGACUAGCUUCAUUGUCAUUUUUUGCCAUAGAAAAUUAUUGUUGCUUUUUUAACUAUCAAUAUUUUGUAUAGUUUUUUUAAGCACUCAGAAUAUGUGAAAAGAUAUUAGUAGCAUUUUAGUACAUAUUAUUUUUUUGUCUUAUCAUUCAUCAGUCACUUGUCUAUUGAAUUAGUUGAACAUUUUCUAGUGUUAGAAAUAAUGAAUUUGUUGUAUUUUAUUUUUUUACAAAUAAAUUUCUUACCUGUAAUUUGCUUUGUCCUUGUUAUAAAAAAGUGGUCUAUAUAAACAUUUACUUUUGUAAGUGUAUUGUAUGUUAUAAACUUUUCUCUAUUUGAUUUCUACCAUUCUCUUUAUAGAUGUAGAUGUCUAAUAAUUUUGGGUUAUUUUUUUCUUCUCAAAUCAAUGCUGAAUACAUUGUGUCUUAUCAUUUGUACCUUUAGAAAGAAAAUAUUUUGUUUUACAAUUUAGAUUAAAGCUGAUGAAGGGUGAGUUUCAUGUUCAAAUCCAUGUUCAUUUGUAGUAGAUGUCUUUCAAGUCCACCCAGCUCAGUAUUUGUUAGUGAACGAAAAGGCAGUAGGUCAUUGUGCUGGCCACAAGAAGACUACUGAAAAAAGUUUUUAACUUACCUGCAAUAUAAACCAACAGGUCUUUAAUAUCAUAAUUUUAGACAAGUUUAUAUUUUAUUUAUCUCUAUGUAUUAUUGUAUGGUAUUUGAAUUGCAAGAUAAGAAAAAAUUUGUAAUUAAAUAGACUCGUGUGCUAUUGCAAUAUAUUAACUACCAGUAUUUCAUUUUUAAAAAUAUAUUCACAUACUUUUAUCUUUUAUUCUCUUAAAAAGGGAAUACUUAUUUUUUUACAUUCUCAUAAAAUUCAGCUAAAACUGGAGCAAUAAUUCCUGCAAUAAAUCCAACAAUUUAUCUUCAA